GGCAAAAUGGAGGCCACACGACAAGUCGCCUACGUUAGCCAUUUUUCAUCCACACUUGCCUUAUAUCUUCACCGCAGCACCAGAGGGAGAAAUAAGGGCCUGGAGCGACUCAAACUAUCAGCAAGUCGCAUCCUACUCCUGUCCAUGGGAUGGUGACGUUCGGAGAAUGCAUCUGUGUGCAAAGUCUAACCUGCUGGUCUUGGGAGGGCGUGGUGAGUUUCGCGUAGUGCAGGUAGUGACAAGAGGGGGAGAAAUGGACAAGGAAGCAGUAAAGCAAAAAGGGUCUCUCGCCGCAAGACCAAGAAUUGAGCCGGAAAACGAAGAAGCCAAUGCUUUGUUGGAGCUUGAGAGGAAGAUUGAGCACAGGGUGGCAAAGAUUGAGCUAAACUGUGAGGAAAUGAUGAAAGAACUGAAAGCGGAGCAUCAGGAAAGGAUUACGAAACUGGAGAUGGAGCUCGUCGAGAAAAUCCGCUGGGCAGAAGCGGUCAGUGCACAAAAGCUGUCAGACGACGAAUCUAGUAGAAGACAUCUAGUGGACAGGAUCUCCCUGUUGGAGUCGGAGAGGGACAAGCUGAUAGACAAAGUUAGCAAACUAGAGCAUCAGGGAAUGCAGAGAAUCCAAGCUGACAGGAUUCAUUUUCAGAAGCUGGAGGUGGAGCUGGAGAGAAUUCAGGCAGAAGUGGUCAGUGCACAAAAGGUGUCUGACGCAUCCAGAAGACAUCUAGCGGACAAGAUUUCUUCGUUGGAAUCCGCGAGGGACAAGCUGACGGAGAAAGUAACCGAACUGGAGCAAAGAUUCUCCAAAGAGGUCGCUCAUCAGGACGGGACAGAAGUGUCUGUCAGACUCCAAGAAUUUUCCUCGAAGGAACUCCAGGAUGCGACAGACAAUUUCGACGUGAAGCAGAAGUGUGAGGAUGGGGAUCCGCACGGCGAUGUCUAUACGGGGAAACUACGUGACGGCACACUUAUCAAAGUCAAGAAGAUCAGGAACACAUCGAGUGCUAUGCAGAUCAUGGAGCUCAGCAAGUUCAAGGAUGAUGUGGUGGAUCGGUUGAGAUUGCUACACCAUCCCCAUCUGGUGACGCCGCUAGGAGUCUGCUAUGAGGAGAGUUGUUUGGUUUAUGAGCACAUGGCUCACGGAAAUGUGAAGGACUGGAUCGCACGUGGAGAAAACAGCACAUCGAGAGGAUCUCUGGCCUGGUAUGCUCGCUUCCGCAUCAUGGCAGAGGUUGCCAGAGGCCUGUGCUUUCUCCAUUCUUACCCAUUGGCUUCUGGUGGUCCCAUCAUCCAUACUACGGACACCGGGGCACUGCCACGACGCAGUGCCAGGCUUGCAGUUCGUGCCCGUUCUGUGGUACCUCCAAGAACCAAGUAUCAGCAACAGCGACUCAGCAGGCGGACGACUCUAGCGGCAUCGAGUACAACAUUGACAGUACCGGUUACCACCGGAGUUCUUCCCGCAUGUCCGGUCCAAGGGGCCCUUGAACCGCUGGCGGACUACCUUGGGCGGCUACAAGUAUUCACAGAUGCCGUAGCUACCGCCAAGGCUCAACAGGAGGCAGCAGAGGCAGAACGUCAGCGGCUGGUCAAUGAGGCGGCAGCCCAAGCUCAGCAGACUGCUGAGGCUGAUGCAGCGGCACGAGACCGAAGGAAUGCCGCCAGCACAGAGUCCAUGAUUCAAAAUGAGAAUCAGUGGACAACGCUACUCCAAGGCAUGUUCUUUGUGCCUACGGACGCGCAGGCGGAGCCGACACAGGCGGAGGCAGAGAGAAGUAACCUGGCUACCGUGAUGUUGAGCGUGAUGAGGGGAGUAAUGUGGAACAACAAACUGCUGCAGGCACACCUGCUCACGGAACUACAGCAAAAACAAAAGCACCAGCAAGAGGUGGCCGCUUUAACAGCUGCCGUCCGCGCCGCAGCAACGCAGCAGCAGCAACAACAACGGUUGUUGAACUCCACUCUCGCCCGCAUCAACAGCAUCGAGGCUAAGGCCUCAGCAGCGCCAGGCUGCACGACAGACGAGACGAAGCAGCUCAAUGAGCACAUCGAUCACGUCGUCAUUAUCAUUGACAAACUAGGUGAUUUCACUAGUCCGGCCACGAUGAGCAGCACGGUGGCCGCCAUCAAGACGGGCAUCACCAAAUUGCAGACAAGACCGGACACCGCUACAAGGAACUACAAGAUGCCGCACUUCACCAUCAGCAAGUUCGACGACUACAACAAGACGGACGCCUUGACAUGGUGGCAAAGCUUCCUCACAGAAGCAUCAUGCCGCACUAUCCCGGCUGACGACAUGAUGAAGGCGCUCUACUUACAACUGAUUGGAGGAGCACAGGCAUGGAUGAACCACCUAGCGGCUACCAAGAAAUGCACCAUCGCUGAACUCCACACGCACAUCACGUGGAAGGAGUUCAAGCAACUGUGGUUCACUCGAUUCCUGGUCCGCAACGUCGUGAAGGCGGCCAUGAACGAGGUGUACACCUCCUCACAAGGAGCAGAAGAUGGAGAAAUAAGAGUCUGGAGCGACUCAAACUAUCAGCAAGUCGCAUCCUACUCCUGUCCAUGGGAUGGUCACGUUCGGAGAAUGCAUCUGUGUGCAAAGUCUAACCUGCUGGUCUUGGGAGGGUUUGGUGAGUUUCGCAUAGUGCAGGUAGUGACAAGAGGGGGAGAAAUGGAUAAGGAAGCAGUAAAGCAAAAAGGGUCUCUCGCUGCAAGACCAAGAGUUGAGCCGGAAAACGAAGAAGCCAAUGCUUUGUUGGAGCUUGAGAGGAGGAUUGAGCACAGGGUAGCAAAGAUUGACCUAAACUGUGAGAAAGUGAUGAACGAACUGAAAGCGGAGCAUCAGGAAAGGAUUACGAAACUGGAGAUGGAGCUCGUCGAGAAAAUCCGCGGGCAGAAGCGGUCAGUGCACAAAAGUUGUCAGACGACGAAUCUAGUAGAAGACAUCUAGUGGACAGGAUCUCCCUGUUGGAGUCGGAGACGGACAAGCUGAUAGACAAAGUUAGCAAACUGGAAACCAGGCUUGAAUGCCACU
Messenger RNA from Chara braunii, 3034 nucleotides. The record is from the annotation of a GenBank genome assembly. NCBI's taxonomy places the organism in Eukaryota, Viridiplantae, Streptophyta, Charophyceae, Charales, Characeae.